Molecule: messenger RNA, 1276 nt
Organism: Pseudovirgaria hyperparasitica
Lineage: Eukaryota; Fungi; Ascomycota; Dothideomycetes; Acrospermales; Acrospermaceae
Exons: 1
Coding region: 77-1108 (343 amino acids)
Source: RefSeq, a predicted model, not a curated record
UUUGCAUUACACGCCUCUAUCCCCUUCAGAGUGAUGAACAAGAAGGGGUAGUGCCACCACCACAACCACCACCAUCAUGAACCGCGCCGCGUCAAUCAUCGGACUAGAGCUCGACGUCGACCUCGACGCCAUCAACCCCGCCGCCGUCCCCGACCCCGUGCAAACAACAACCACUCCUACCCCCUCCCACCAAGCAUCCGACGAGGAGGCCUCUGCAAACCAGCCCCCCAACGACGCCGACGAGGAUACACAACACCUCGACCUACAGCACCGCAUCUGGCGCCUCAUGCUCGGCGGCGCCCUCUACCUAGCCCCCCUAACCGGCGCCGAAACCGCCGUCCUCGACAUCAGCACCAGCACCAAGACAAGCCCAUGGGCCAUCGACUUCGCACGCGAGAACCCAGAAUGCAACGUCACAAGCACAAGCACAACCUCAAGCCCAAACCCCAACACCCAGCCCACCACCUCCUCCCUUCCCCCAAACAUAACAUCCACCACCCCAACAACCAAACACCACCAAACCCAGGCCAACGCACUCCCCAAACCCACACAGCACCCACCACCACCACCAACCUUCGACUUCACACACACCCACACCCUCCUCUUCACCACCCCAUCCUGGCCCUCCUUCCUCGACCGCGCCUGGACCCACACAAAACCCGGCGGCUGGAUCCAAGCCGCCGAGCCCCUCUACCCAAUCGACUACAUCCCAGGCCACCACACAACCGACGCAUCCGCGCUCCACCGCUGGAGCGCCCUCUGCCAACAAGCCAGCGCAAACAGCGGUAUCGACACACAGGUCGGGCUCGUUCUGCCGGGGCUCAUGAAAGCGCAGGGGUUCGUGGAGAUAGGGAUGCGGGAUGUGAUGGUGCCGGUUGGGGGGUGGGCGUGCGGGGAGAGGGAGAAGGAGGUUGGGUUGCUUGUGCGGGCGGGUAUGGAGGGGUUUGUGGGGCGGUUGGCGAGGGGGUUGUGGGUUGCGGGGUUGGAGGGGUGGGAUGAGGGGCGGGUGGAGGGGGAGAUUGGGGGUGUGAGGGCGGAUUUGGCGGAUGGGAGGAAUACGUAUUAUUGGACUGUUUGUGUUGUCUGGGGGCGGAAGCCGUUUGGGUGAGGGGAGUUGAGUGUGGUGUAGGGGUGCGUGGAUGGAGGAGGUAUAUUUUGAAUGGACCAUCUUCAUUUAACAAAAGCAACUCCAAAGAGCUACUACAUAAACAGCUAUACCAGCACGUAUAACGACCUGCAAGUCAUUCUCACCUCGCUCUAGACAUAGAAUCUGUCU